Messenger RNA from Schistosoma guineensis, 1413 nucleotides. Lineage: Eukaryota; Metazoa; Platyhelminthes; Trematoda; Strigeidida; Schistosomatidae. The record is from the annotation of a GenBank genome assembly.
AUGUGGAUUUUGUACUCGAGUUCCAAAUGUAUUUAUUGGCACGGUUGUAUUCUUCAAUCAGUUCUUCAUGACAUUCUAUAUUCGAAUAAUUGUAUAUGGAUGGCGAUCUGUUCAACGGGUGUAAAUCUUUAUAUUCUAAUAAUCAUAACAUGUUAUAUGCUAUUUAUAUUACCUGAGAAACAAUUCAAUAAUUCAUAUCUAACAGAAAAACAAUAUUUAUUAGAAUUUAUUAAUAAUAAACCUGUUCGUAAUAAAUCUAUUCCAAUUAGAUUAAAUAUAAUGAAUAAUAGAAAACGUUCUAUAAAAACAAUAAAUGAUUACAUGAAUAUAAGUAAUAAACAAUUAUUUACAACAAAGUCGAAUGAUUACAUAAUUGAAAAUAAUCAUUUCUAUAAUAAACAAAUAGAAAAACAAAAACAUUCUAAUCCAUAUAUUAGUACAUAUAAAUCUAAUUUAUCAUUACAAACAAAAUCAUUAUCAAAUAUAUUUACAAAUCAUUUAAAACAAUCUCAUAAUUCACAGUCUAUCAUAACAAAAAAAUUAUCAUCUUCAUUAUUAUCUAAUAAAAAUGAUAUAAAUGAACCAUAUUUUGAUCCAAAUCAAUCUGUAUAUAUCACUUCAAUUAUGAAUAAUACAGCUAGAAUCCCUUGUAAAGUAAAGAAUAUUGAUUUUUCUUCAACUGUUAUGUCAUGGUGGAAAGAGGAUUUGCCGACACCACUAACAGUAGGUAAUGAAAUAUCACUUCCUCGUUAUGAAAUUGAUCGUACCGAUCCUGGAUCUUGGACACUGAUGAUCUUUCAUGUUACUGAAACUGAUAGUGGAACAUAUAUUUGUCAAAUUAAUCUAGCCACCAUAAAAGAGAAAUUUUUCUACCUCAAAGUUAUUGCUCAGAAGAAUGAACCGGAUAUGACAAAAUUAAAUGAUGAAUAUGUCAAAGAUGAAAUAGUACAAAAUACAUUAUGGAGAGCAUCAAGUAAACAAAAAAGUGUUCAUAUCUUUAAUAAUCCUGGUCAAAACCAUCAUUUAACAUGUCUUGUUCAAUUUCAUCAUCCAACUACAACAUCAUCUAUUCAUUGGUAUUAUAAUGGAUAUAGAAUAUAUCCGAAAUUAGAAAACAAUUAUUUAAAAUUAAAAGAAUUAUACGUGGAUAUACAAACCAAAUGGAUUAAUCGAACAACACAAAUGAGCAUUUGGACUUGUCGUAAAGUUCCUGGAACUAACUUAGAAUCAUUAGAAGAGAGUUCAUUGGAUUUACAGAAAACAAACAUUAAAAUUGAACCAAAAGAACUGUAUGAUACAUUCAAUGAUAAUACUGGCAAAUCUUUAGAGACAAGAUUAUUACCUUUGCAUAUUUAUAUUUAUUUCAUGUAUUUUUACAUUUUCUAUACCAUAUUAUAUUAUGCUUAUGUAUAG